AUAAAGGGCAGGCUGGGUGGAGAUUGAUCUGAGCUCGGAGCUGCCUGCGUGCACAGCUUCUAAGAGCACCACUGCCCACUCCAGCGAUCGAGCAGAUAGCCAGUGUGAGUGGGGGUGAGAGAGCAGACAGCAGCACAGGACAGCAGCUAAGAAAAAGGUUUGGUGAGGACGCUGAACUAGCAUCUCAAUGGCCAGUAACAACACUGCCAGUAUCGCACAGGCCCGCAAACUGGUGGAGCAGCUCAAGAUGGAGGCCAACAUUGACAGGAUAAAGGUUUCUAAAGCAGCGGCUGAUCUGAUGUCGUACUGCGAGGCUCAUGCCAAGGAGGACCCGCUACUGUCGCCCGUCCCAGCCUCCGAAAACCCCUUCAGAGAGAAGAAGUUCUUCUGUGCCAUCCUGUGAGCCCCGCGGGAGCCUGGCAGGGGAGGAGUCGACGGGCGCUGGCCUCUCUGAACACACACACUUGUACAGCCCAUGGUGUGACAGAGGCGCCUUUCCCAGUAGACGCGCGCAGUAUCAAAAAAUCAAUUUAAAAAAAAGAAAAGAAGUCUAGAGGCUGCAGAGGUGCGCAUGUUUUAUAGACAGGCUUCUGCUGAUGAAGAUCUAAAAAGAUUGGGGAGUCUUCAGAGCGCGAGGCACAGCAGCCCAACACUGACUGACACACAGAGAUGUAAAAACAAACCAUUCUGUGGUUCUUUUCAAAAGGCUAUUUUCUGUUUGAUUGCUUAAUGAAGAUUAGUGCUUAGAGGCUGUAUGGACCGGUAUCAUUAUUCUGUACGGUUUUUGUUUCUUUCUUUAGUUAAAUGGUAAAUUCAUUUUUUUGUGAUUUUGUUUUUCAUUAGGUUAGCUAAAUGCCUUUUAGGAAAAAAAAAUGUAAAAACGUUUUGAAGGCUUGAUAAAUGAAUGGUGUUUACCGUAACGUAUUUUAACAGAAGAAAUGCAAUGCAGUGUGAAUUUGUUUUCUAACGAUACUAAUCACUCUUUUUAACCUUUGUAUAUGAUAGCUAGGGAGUGAACCCUGUGUCGUGUUCAGUGUUAUGAAUGUGGUGAUGAUCAUCAUGAUGAUGAAGAAUACAGUAAUAUUGCAGGAAAUGGGCAAAGCUGACAAAUGUACCCUUUUCAAAUUGUAUUCGUUUUUAUUUAUUUUUAUUCUCAUAGUUCAACCCAAGCAGACAGAUCAGGAAAAU
Molecule: messenger RNA, 1188 nt
Organism: Polyodon spathula (Mississippi paddlefish)
Lineage: Eukaryota; Metazoa; Chordata; Actinopteri; Acipenseriformes; Polyodontidae
Product: guanine nucleotide-binding protein G(I)/G(S)/G(O) subunit gamma-2
Exons: 3
Coding region: 188-403 (71 amino acids)
Biological process (GO): G protein-coupled receptor signaling pathway
Cellular component (GO): heterotrimeric G-protein complex
Molecular function (GO): G-protein beta-subunit binding
Source: RefSeq, a predicted model, not a curated record